AUGGGAAUCCCCUACUCCCGCCAAAUCAACCAAGCCUUCGACCAAGUAACGCCCCUCGUCGCGGCGGGCUUUCGCGUCCUACAAACCACGCGCAACAUCUCCAUCCUGCUCGCCGUCAUCCAGGUCCUGACCGUUUUGCUGUUGGGUUUGAUCCUCAUCGUGCUGCUGGCGCUGCUGGUCAGCGUGAACCCGCAUUUGGAGGAGCAGCGCGACGAGCUCGUCACGCCCGCGCUGCAGAAAGUAUGUGAAGGGAGCGUCAGGUUGGGGAGGGGGUUGGCUUGGUUGCUUUGGAUUUCGGUCGUAGGCAGCAUGGUCGGCGGCGGCCUCGGCAUCUACUGGACAGCCAAACACGGCGAUUUGGGUGAGGAGGCCGAAGUGGACGCUGAGGUCAGGGAGGAGGAGGCUGUCAAGGAGGCGGAGGACAAGAAGGGGGAGGAGGUGGAGGUGGGGGGAUGA
Molecule: messenger RNA, 456 nt
Organism: Cyphellophora europaea CBS 101466
Lineage: Eukaryota; Fungi; Ascomycota; Eurotiomycetes; Chaetothyriales; Cyphellophoraceae
Exons: 2
Coding region: 1-456 (151 amino acids)
Source: RefSeq, a predicted model, not a curated record